AGGUGGACGUCAAAGAGACCUCGGCAAGAGACACUGCUGACGCUAGAGGGAGAGGACCGCAGCGCUCCCCCACACGUCUACAGACAGAAAUUCAGGAGGUUUCUGUCGUUCAAUAAUGAUGCCAGUAAUAUCAGAGUGGAGAUGGUGUUUGCAGUGCCGUUCCUUCAGAUCCCGAUAGGAGGUAAGACCGUCGAAGGACCUUACGGAAAUGGAGUCACUCCUGUAGUGGACAUCAACGCCAAAUCUCUCCUGACCGCAAGUGUGCUGUUGUUCAUGCUCUUCUUCGUCGUUCCUAAACUCGUUCGAGUCUUCGUUCCAACAUUUCCCGAGGGAAGAGGGCUAGAAGAGUCAGAGGUGAGUCGAGUGAUGCGAGGUGUAGAGUCAGCGUUCCACGUCAACUCAACAGCUUGUUGGCAGCAAGGGGUGUGUUCUCUGGUACAACACAGUAGACAGAGUGGUACCUCUACCAACUGGGCUAAAAUUGUUGAUGGUAUUUCUAAUUUGGGAUGGGUGGAGAGACUUACUUCAGGAUCGGCCUUGGGGGAGGCUAUGACAUCAGCUAAAGGAGAAGAUGGCUGCAGCACAUUCUACUCCCAAUGUCCCCUCAACUCUGAGAAGUUAGCUACCUUCGCCAAGGAGCUGGCCCGACGCUAUAUGAAACACCUCAUCCAGCUUUCCAACAAGGGUAACAAACAAGAGUUGUAACAGUGGUGAAAUUAUGGAGAAUUUUUAGUUUCAUGAAAAUCAUAGAACGCUUAAUGUAGUGUGUAAUCCUGACUGUGUCUAUGAAUCUAAACAAAAGUCUAAAAGCAGCAAACACUUAAACUCUCUCUCAAUUGGUAAACCAAAGCAAUUAUUGUUGUUACUGCUUAGUAACACUUAGUCUGAACCAUCUCUCUUCGAGAACAUAAGAAUGAUGUAUUUAUGUGAUUACAUAGUUUGUUUUAUCAAUCUGAUAGAGGGUGGCCCUUCCUGUUCAGUUUAAAGUAACCUUUUCUACUGAAUACAUCAAAUUAUUACAGUGCAAUACUCUAUUGAACAUUUUAAACUUAUUUUUUAAUCCAAUUGUUUUACAAAGUGACUUUAACAGUACUACUUAUUAACCCUUAAGAUUUGGAUGGUGAAGUAGAUAUGAGCUACCGUACUUAUUGUUUCCUUGGCACCAGAGAUAACUAUGUAACUCCUCCUAGUUAUAAUUGCUUUGUAUAAAAUGGUAUUUUUCAUAUUGAAUCUUAUUAUGAAUUGAAUAUGAAUACAAACAGGUAUAAACAUGAUGACUGAUGUUCAAAAUUAGUAUAAAACUAUUUAUAAACAUAAAAAUAAAUAUUAAAUGCAAUCAGAAAAAUAACCUUAUCCAAACUGUUAUGUUUGUAGCUUGCAUUUUUAAUUUGUUUACUUCCAUUGUGGUUAUAGAAAUCAAGUUCUUCAAAACAUAUAUAUUGUAAAGUAAAAAAUAUAAUUGAUUUAAGUACUGCAAAACAUUUCAUAAAUAUAACAAAAUAUCACAUUUUAAUAAAACAUCUACUUAUUCAAAAACUACAAUUGUGUAUAAAUCUAUCAACCAAUUUUAUAGACAUUUUUGACUGUCAGUGGAGGAAUAUAAAUCACCAGAAAGUCAAGCUAUUUAUAACCAGUUAAUCAUUAAGAAGACAUUUGCAUAAUUGUUUAAAUUUGAAAAAAUUGCCAAGAGCAAACAAGCAUUUUAAUUAUUGAUUCUUUUAGAAAAGUUGGACAGAACCCUGUUAAGAAUUAAAUAUAAUAAUUUAACAAUUAGAUGCUCAUAUUGCUAAAUCCAUUUGGUUCAAAUGUCGCACUUGAUAAACAACCAUGUUAUUGAUUUCACCAGCAAACAUCCGACAGGGAUAAACUUUCCACAGGUUUAUACACAUGUUUUAACUGAAUCUGAACUAAGUAGGUAUACCACAAAACUGGUGAAUUCAUCUGGAUAAUUCAGCAGAUUUUCAGGAGUGGUAAACAUCACUGAGUUCAUUUUAAGAAGCUGGUGCACGUGUUUCAUAGCCUACUUAUUAAAGUAACCUUACUUUAAGUAUGGUUAUGUCCAGUAAUAUAAUAUGAUGGUUGAAAGAGUCAAGCUCUCGGUGACAAAGGCUUUAGGGGUUGCAGAUUUGAGUAAGACACAUUUCCCAGCCCACUGUGACCUAUAAAGGCUCAUAUACUAAAAACUUCCUCUUCUUUCAUGAUGGCAAUGGCUAAAGUUGCCAAGACACUGCUCAGUCAUCAAUAUCCCAUGAUUUCUGUUUUAUUAAAUCUUAGCAGAAAGGAAGUAAGAUCCUCCUAUUUAUUAUAAAUAACUUCUUCUGAAUGAAGGAAAACGAGUUUUCCUUCUCAAUCUUUUACCAUUAAAAAUAACUUCAAAUAAAGAAUUUCUUCAAUUGUUCCAAAAAGACUUUAAUCCUUUCAAAAAUAGAAAUUCCCUAUAAAAACCAUAUAGUCCUCCUAUCCCCCCCCCCAAUUAAACUUCAUGCAUUUGAUUUGUAUAUUACCUAUUUUUAUAUGAAUUUAACUACAACUUCUGGCUUAUU
Molecule: messenger RNA, 2543 nt
Organism: Homalodisca vitripennis (glassy-winged sharpshooter)
Lineage: Eukaryota; Metazoa; Arthropoda; Insecta; Hemiptera; Cicadellidae
Exons: 5
Coding region: 142-705 (187 amino acids)
Source: RefSeq, a predicted model, not a curated record